Fragaria vesca subsp. vesca is the source of this 1909-nucleotide messenger RNA. RefSeq lists its product as uncharacterized. Bases 95 to 1744 code for a protein of 549 amino acids. Gene Ontology annotation, molecular function: ADP binding. The record is from RefSeq and is a predicted model, not a curated record. The transcript is spliced from 4 exons. NCBI's taxonomy places the organism in Eukaryota, Viridiplantae, Streptophyta, Magnoliopsida, Rosales, Rosaceae.
AAAGAAUCUCCAGACAUUGUGUUUAGACGGAUAUUAUUUCGAAGACACGAACCUAGCCCUAGUUGGAGAACUAAGAAACUUGGAAAUUCUUAGCAUGGUACAGUCCAAUGUUAGACAGUUACCCCAAGAAUUUGGGCAGUUAACCCGUCUACGGUUGGUGGAUUUGUCUGAUUGCCUUUUUCUUAGUGUGAUUCCAGCUGGUGUCAUUUCCAAUUGGACAAAACUCGAAGACUUGAGAUUGAGAAACAGCUUUGACAAAUGGGAGGGUACCGCCAAACAAUAUGAAUCCGAAGAAUUAGACAGUGAAACAAGUAUUGCGAGCCUUUUGGAGCUGAUGAACUUGCCCAACGUAACCGCAUUAGAAGUACACAUUCCAGAUAUUGACAUUCUUCCACCAAAGUUUUUCUCGGACAGGUUGGAAAAAUACCAAAUAUUUCUUGGCGACGGGGACUUCGGUUCUAUGGAAGAAACAACUCUCAAUACCCUUAAACUACAGCCCCAUCCCAGAUUUGAAUUGAACGAGAAUGUAAAAAUAUUGCUCAAGAAGUGUGAUAUUUUUACCGUGAAUGGAGGUGAUUUUUCAUUUCUCAUGAAGACAAAGAUUGUGAUGUCCAACUUAACAACAUUGGACGUGUCUUCCUGUGAUGGCUUCAAAUACUUGUUUACAUCUUCUAUGGUCAGAAGUCUUGUAAAACUCAAAUAUCUCGAGGUAUGUAGCUGCCGAGACAUGGAAGAGAUAGUUUCUACAAUAGAGUCCCAUGAAGAAGAUGUGGAUAACAUAUUUGCUAAGCUAGAAAGACUCACGUUGAAUGAACUUCCAAACUUUGCUAGAUUCUGUACAGCUGGAAGUUGUAUUGAUUUUCCAUUAUUGGAGGAGCUACAUGUAGAUGGCUGUAGUAAACUAGGAGAAAGUGCUACAUACUGGGGAAACGUUCUCUUUGACGAAAAGGUAAGAUUUCCAAGAUUGGAGAUAUUGAAAAUCAUCAAAUACGGAGAAGACACAGCCUUGAAGAAAAUAUGGCACAACCAACUAGCACCAGGCUCAUUUUGCAGACUCAGAGAAUUUCACCUGGAGAAUUGCAGUGGUGUAAGUAGUAUUUUUCCACCAAGUAUGACAGGAAGAUUGAGUGGUCUGGAAACCUUGGUUAUAUUUGGUUGCGCGUCAGCGAGAGUAGUAUUUGAUGAAAGCGGAGAAAGUACUGGCACAACAACCACUCAUUUGAAAGACGGUCAAAAUCUGAAGUCGGUUACGAUAUACUUCUGUCACAAUUUGAGAUAUGUUUUCCCCGCAUCUAUGGUAACCAAAGGACUUCAGCAGUUGCAGGAGCUGGAGUUGCGUUAUUGUUUUGAAAUGAGGAAUGUUGUUGGCAAGGAAGAAGGUGCAGUAGAAUCAACAACACAUCCUAGGUUUAUAUUCCCAAAAGUCAAAGCUAUGAUGUUUGACUCUAUGGACACAGUUACGAGCUUCUAUCCCGCGAUGCAUACUUCUGAGUGGCCAUCACUCCAAUAUUUCGUGUUUUCUCGUUGUUCUCUGGAGACUUUUGCUGCAGAAGUAUCACACUUUCAGGAAACACAACUGCAUGCUCCAACUAAACAACCUUUCUUUCUCAUUGAUAAGGGUUCAUUCCCCGUCCUGCAAGAGUUGGUGUUGCCUGACAGGUCGGAGAUUUUGUACGGUCCAUCUUCAUCCCCAAUAGAGUUGAUGUUCCCCAAACUGAACUCUACUAGACGGCGUAGACGCUAGUCUUAAUUGACUGGGUGCAUCUCUGUGGAUAAAAGAAAUAAUAGUGAGACGUGCACUGUCAGUGGCAAUGCAAGAUAUUUGUGAAUUAUGCUACAUGAAAUCUCUAUUCCGUUGGAUUGAUCUCAUCUGUUUCCUUGAUCCUCACGUAGUGUUUCUUUCUAUUCU